AACUAUCCCACGCACCUGCUUCCUUUUAACGCAAACCUUCGGCGUCAAACGUCCAAACUCAAUCUUUUCUUCGACCAUGGCUAUCGAAAAUCCAAAUUCUGGCCAGGAGGCGCCCUCGACUAACUUUGAAAUGCGUUUCCCUCCCUUCCCACAGCCGCCGGAAGGCGUUGAAAUCAUACCUUUCAAGGACUACAAGGAGGUCGGAAUCUUGAUGGAAACAUCUGAUCGUGUUGAGCGAGAUGCUCUGCAGAUUCCUACUGUUGCUAUAAAAUCGGUCCACGCUACUGACUUAUGCAAGACGAAUGCCCAGAGUGGCGAGAAGGACGUCAAUGAGUCCCAUUGGAAGGCCUCGGGAGAAAAGCGAGAGUGGUGGAACGAUUGGGAAGAUAUGGGGAGACGUCUCCAUCCAGAAGGCUACGAUGAUCGCCGUCCGCCCCAAGAUCGUCUUCAUCAAGCGGCUAGUGACUUUAUUCGGGCACGUCGUCCGAUCCCUCAAAAGGUCAAUGAAAUAUGGGAUCAGAUCCAGUUGUAUAUUGGGUUGUUACAGAGCACCCCAGUAUGGCACAAAACGGAUCCUGAUAAGGCCUCGAAAGACAACGAAGAGGACGACGACUUUUCUGAUGAUGAAGGGAUGCCACACAUGAAAGACGUUCAGGUGUCCCAAAACGCCAGUGCUCCGAAAAAGAAACCACGUCCAAGGCCUCCCUACGAAAACUACGGGAAAGAGGCACACCAGGUCGAGAAUGAUGAACAAAUUCAAGAUCUCCUCGCUGCGGCUAAGGAUGCAAAGAACGACAAACUCUUGGAUUUCUUCGAGAAUCCGGAGAAGAGUAUCACUACCUUUUUGUCGUACUACAUGAUCAACCAAGGGUUACAUUUUGAAGAUUACAGGCUGAUCAAUUUCCCGCGCGUGCUUGGUUUCUUCAUCAAAUACCUUAUCAUCAAUAACGUUUGGCCGGAGUGCAAGGCCAGCCUGGAUCGCUCUCAAAAUAUCAUCGAUAUCGCGAGCCAAGAGCUCAUCUGCACCUCCAAAAUCUCUAAAGCCCUCCCUGACGUCCUCAAUUACGCCUUUCGAGAUCAUUGGAGCAUCAAUCCUGAUGUUUUCUACCCCAGCGACGAUUCGGAUAUAGAAAAGCCUGAGGCGAAACGUCUCAAAGUUGAUCCCGAGGCGGCGGAUUUUGAGCAGUCACUGAAGGACGCCAACCUUGAUCUCAUCAAGCCGGAGGAUGUGGAUGUGCUCAUGGAGGAGGCGAUUACCGCCGAGGAAAGCGGUGGUUGGAAGAGUACAUGGGAUGCCGAUGACGACGCUGCACCGGCGCCUCAAAAUGUCUGGAAUGAUUCUACGGCGCAAGACUGGAGUUUCCUGGUAGAGCGACCCCGGUUGAUGGAACUUUUCGGACCUACUGCCCUUCCUGUGACGCAUACUACUGGUAUCGUUGAGCAGUCAAUGCGACGAAUAGCCGCUAUCAUCCCUCCACCCAAAGAUGUUUCUGCGUUACCUCACGCCAAGGACCCCAGCCCCGAAGCUGUAGAAGCGGAGUUGGAACGCAGGUUCACCAAGGUGGUGUUGUCGCCUUGGCUCGGGUCCAAGACAGGAGAUGAUGAGCCGACGAUUUCGUCCCUCUCGAAGGGCCCAGUGCUCGGUAAAGACGACAUUGAGGCCGACACGCCUCCCUCUGGGCCGAAGCCUCAUAACCCGUGGAAGGACGAUAUCACCAUUUUCGUUGGCGAGGAUGCCGCAAAGGACCUUCGGGUGGGGAUGGGUCUAGGUGGAUCGUGGAUUCAGAUGGCCCGUCAGCAAGACUUUGAGAGUCAGGAUAAGAAGAAGAAGAAAAAGAAGGGUAAGAAGAGCGACAAUAGGUUCUGGUAUAUGUGUUCGUUGAUGACCGUGUUGACGAGUUAUCACGUCGGGCCGUCGGAGGUGCAGGGACAUGUGCCUGACAUCUAGGUCUUUUUUUUUCCCGCUUUUGUCUUGGUCAUGCCUUGCUCUCAACUGAAUGCGCUCAAUGUAUUGUCUUCGCAGCUUUGCUUUCUCUGUACGAAAUUACGAAAUCUCUCUCCGUUUUGAUCGAAUCUAAAAUUGCUUGUACUUCAUUGAUCUGCACCGUAUGUAAUGAAUGUAUAGAUAUAGUCCUGUCUACCAGAAUGAAAUAUACCGUCACUUGCUGUAUGUAAAACUUCAAUAUUAUGCAAAUAUUCCAAGUCAAUA
Messenger RNA from Guyanagaster necrorhizus, 2209 nucleotides. RefSeq lists its product as uncharacterized. Gene Ontology annotation, cellular component: ARC complex. Gene Ontology annotation, biological process: regulatory ncRNA-mediated gene silencing. Lineage: Eukaryota; Fungi; Basidiomycota; Agaricomycetes; Agaricales; Physalacriaceae. The record is from RefSeq and is a predicted model, not a curated record. The transcript has 4 exons. The coding region runs from base 77 to 1948 and encodes 623 amino acids.